CAUCAAAAAUGCCAUAAAAUGCCUCCUCUCACAGAUCACGUGACCUAGUUGUCUUUGUUUAUAUGAUCUUUGGCCCUAACCUCACUAAACUGUUUUUGAAAUUUUUUUUACAAUUUCCAAAAUUCCAACAAAAAAAUACUUUUCACCCUUAAAACAUCUAAAAACGUUCAUAUUACCGAUAUUACUCGAUGCACAAGCUGAAAUCUUGUAUAUAACAUGAACACGAACCUAAAUAAAUCAUCCUUGGAUUAUGUAACCUCUUGAAGCACAACCUUUCAAUAAUUAUUAUGGAUGAAGUACUGUUCAGGGGGUCCAGGAAGCUCGAGAUUAUGCAGGUUCAAGCUCAACUAGUCGCAUCCAAAACCAAAGAAGUGUUUGCCACCUAUUCCCAGGCAACUAAAGCCUUGAUAUCGCAAGCAAUACAUAGUAACCAAGUGGAACAACUUAAACAGAACAUUGCACAGUUAAUAGGGUAUGUGCUGGAGGUUACUAGAGACUUUAAAUAUCAAGUUACUAAUAUUCUUGAACCCCGGAGGUUGUGGAUUUUCUUUUCGACGGUAUUAGGAGGCAAAUGGUCCAGGAGGGAGGUUGGUAUAGCAUGUAUAAGUUUCGUGAUAGGGGGUGCGGUGGGGCUAGGAGUAGGUUUAAUUAUAAGACGAAGAGAGACGAUAUAUCGAUACAUGGAAGCAAUCCAAAUUAGCCAUUAUUUAGGACCUGAGGGGGCCACAGUGGUGGAGGACGCCCAUGCCCCAUACGAAUGCGGCCAGCACGACGUUUUGGUCGAAGUGAAGGCAUCCUCGGUGCAAAUUAUCGAUGCGCAAAUUUGUUGUGGUUACGGAAGGACUUUUAGGAGAAUUUUAAGGAGAAUAUAUAAGCAAUCAAGUUCGGAUCUGCCAGUUAUUUUGGGUAGAGAUUGUACGGGGGUGAUAACGGACUUAGGGAAAUCAGUGAAACGUUUGGAGAUUGGGGACGAGGUCUGGGUUACGGUGCCUUUUUGGUCCCAAGGUACUUUGUGCCAGACGGUUUUAGUGUCAGAGGCCAGGGUAGCUAGAAAACCGAAGAACGUGGGAUUCGAGGGUGCUUGCAGCAUCCCUUACGCCGGCAGUCUCGCCCUUUCGGCCCUCACCGAAGCUAAUAUAGACUUCAGCAACGCCAAAGAUAAAAGGUUUUUAAUUCAAGACGGUUGUACCCCGGUGGGGUGCGUUUUAAUUCAAUUGCUCAACAAUUGGAGGGCCCGCGUGACCACCACCUGCUACAAAAGGGCCCUGCCAGUGGCCAAAGCGCUGGGGGCCACCGAUAUUAUUACUAUUGACGAUUCGCACUAUGUCAGGGAUGUUCACGAGAAGGAUCCUCAAGAAAUCAGAGAGGGAGAUCAAAAACUGUUGCUAAAAGAGCUGGAGGUCCGAGGAGAGACUUUUGAUGUGAUCGUUUUAACGCGAAACGACUGUGUGGAUUUGAGUGGGUUUUGCACGAAAAACGGACGGAUCUUAUGUACGGCACCCGAGGAGCUGCUGUCGGAUUCCUGCGGGUUCUUCAGUCGCCUCCUCUUAACCGGAUAUGUGAAAUUAAAAAUAGUGAUACAGAACACUUUGGGUUUGCCAAGUGACACCUUUGACGAGGCCCACCUGUGUCACGCCACCCUCGACCGAUUAACCGAAAUGGUGGAGGACGGGGUCCUACAGACUGUUGUGGAAAAAGUUUACCACCCCAAAGAUAUCGAGGUCGCUUUGAACCACGUACAGUCGCCACAUUCGAUCGGCAGCACCGUGGUCACUUUUAGGUGAUCGCGCCACCUUUAUUGGGUAACAUAGAUCUUGUAACGGGUUCCUGACUUAUUUUUUAGACAUAUUUUUUUAUAAUUAUAAACUGCCAUAAAAACAAUUAUCGGUGCUAAUCGUUACAAUAUUUUCUUCUUAUUAUUGUUGAUUGUAUCGACUAUAUCGUUAAAAUUAUUUUUAAAUAAAAUCAAUAGAACAUUAAAAGGUCUUAUAUCUUAUGUAAUAAAAUCUCUUCUUAAA
This is a messenger RNA of Anthonomus grandis grandis, 2018 nucleotides long. Its product is annotated as reticulon-4-interacting protein 1, mitochondrial-like. The transcript is spliced from 10 exons. Gene Ontology annotation, molecular function: oxidoreductase activity. The coding region runs from base 288 to 1784 and encodes 498 amino acids. The record is from RefSeq and is a predicted model, not a curated record. NCBI's taxonomy places the organism in Eukaryota, Metazoa, Arthropoda, Insecta, Coleoptera, Curculionidae. Gene Ontology annotation, cellular component: mitochondrion.